AUGGAUCCUCGCUCGCACCCGUCGCGACCUCCGUCAACCUCGCUGCCCCAGGGCUCAACUCCCCUCUCGAACAUGCCAAUGCCGCAGUACCAGAUGCAGCCGCCCUACCCGGUCUCGCAACCUCACACCUUGCCGCCGCUGCAGCCUCAUCAUAGCCAGUCUCCAGCGCCGUACAUGGGCCAGUCGUAUCGUCCCGACAUGGCGCGUUUCCCGGCCACCUCGGCUCACGACGUGUACGCCACCUCGGCCGGCCCAAUUGGACCACACACGCCCGUGAACAGUCUGCCGCCCACCUCGUUCCUGGCUCACCCGGGGCAGCCCCAAGGCCAGCCGCCGCAGGGAUACCAAUCCCCUCAAACCUUGUUGCCACCCACGACCGCGCCCCAGACCUACCCGCAACCCAUCGCGCCCGCCCCGCCCCGCGACCGCCGCCCGGACUACACGACAUUGCCAUCGGGUGCCUUCAGUCACCCGGAGGGAAAGCCUCCCAUGUGGGCGAGUGCCGAUGGACUGGCCGCCGCCAAUGGCUUGGCUCCGCUGCCUGGCAAGGAACCCCCGCGCACCCAAGUCGUGGGAUCCCAAGGUCGACGAGGCAUUCUCCCCAGUGUGCCCGGACGCGCUGCGGUCCCCAACGGUGUGAACGGAGGCGCGAAGAGCACGACCAUUCCCGCCAAGGAUGCCGAUGGCAAGUUUCCUUGCCCUCACUGUACCAAGACAUACCUGCAUGCGAAGCAUCUCAAGCGCCAUCUUUUGAGACAUACCGGCGACCGCCCCUAUAUGUGCGUGCUCUGCAAGGACACGUUCUCCCGAAGCGAUAUCUUGAAACGACACUUCCAAAAGUGCUCGUUACGCCGAGGUAACCCCACAGGAGCGAGCCAUCUCUCGCAUCCUCAGGCACACCUGAAACGGUCCCAAGCGGCGGCCAAUGCCGCAAAGCCCAUUCAGGAAGAAGUCAGUAACUCCAUCCCGCCUUCCAAUGGUAUUGCGGGUACGACUUUUGGCGACGCGCCCGUGAACGGCCACGGACUGGCUCCGCCCGGCCUCACGGAGCAGCAGCCUCUGGGAUAUUCAAUGUCCUCUGUCCACGGACUGAACAACGGCGACGCGUUCAGUCCUGGCCCGGCAGAUCAGAGAGCGUCCUGGAUGGCUGCUCACAAGCCGAGCCCGUACCUUGUCCACUCUGGUUCUGAAGCUCAUGGUGGCCACCAUCUGAAUAAUAUUGACCGUCAUUCAAUUGAACAGGCUAAACCUCCUAUGAUUCACGAUCCGAAGCGUCCAGUGAUGCCCGGCCAACAGCCGCCCAACCACGAGCUCGACUGGGCCACCAUGUUCCAGCCGGGCGCGCCCGAGGGCUACAUGAACCCCGUAUUCCCGCAGUCGAUGGCUCCCACUCACGAGCCUAUUCACACGCAACAAGUGGAUGCGGACCGUAAAUACUACCCCACCACGACCGGCGGACCACACCAGGAUGGCGGAUUGAACGGCCUUUAUUUGGCUUCCACGAGCCUAAGCGGAGACGGUAUGCGCAAUCCCAGCGGAGUCCAGAACAAUGAAAAGACCAAUCCACAAGAGCCUAUACCUAUAGCUACUUGA
Molecule: messenger RNA, 1593 nt
Organism: Talaromyces atroroseus
Lineage: Eukaryota; Fungi; Ascomycota; Eurotiomycetes; Eurotiales; Trichocomaceae
Exons: 2
Coding region: 1-1593 (530 amino acids)
Biological process (GO): regulation of transcription by RNA polymerase II
Cellular component (GO): chromatin
Molecular function (GO): DNA-binding transcription factor activity, RNA polymerase II-specific; RNA polymerase II cis-regulatory region sequence-specific DNA binding
Source: RefSeq, a predicted model, not a curated record